This is a messenger RNA of Punica granatum (pomegranate), 2701 nucleotides long. The record is from RefSeq and is a predicted model, not a curated record. NCBI's taxonomy places the organism in Eukaryota, Viridiplantae, Streptophyta, Magnoliopsida, Myrtales, Lythraceae.
CAUUUCAUUUCAAUUUCAUUCAGUGAAAAAAAUUUUGAAAUGAAAACCUCGAAAUGUCUCUCUCUCUCUCUCUCUCUCUCUCUUCCUUCCUUCUGUUCUGUGAAAUUGUAAAUAUGUGCUUUGCUUCAAUGCAAUUAAGAGAGAGAAAGCGCGGGGGAUGAAAUCAGCGUAGAGCGUAGCGGAGGGCUUACCAUACCAUACUGUAGUGGCGGAUGCUUCAAAAAAUAGAAGCCCUAGAUCGGUCUUCAACCUUCCCGCCAAAAGCAAUCUCUUCGGACCUCCAGCCGGCCUUGCCUCCGAUCUACACGGCCUCGAUCUUUCAUCUCGUUUUCCAGUGCCGUUUGUCAGAUUUACCUCCAUUUUUCUUGCUUAUCCUCGUCAGAUGUCCAUGGCAGGUCUUCUGAACUUCUUCUGAAGCCGGCUUGGCUGAUAGCUUAGUGUGGCUGCUUGGUUUGCCUUGUCUGUGGUUUUCAUCUCGUAACACUUUAACUCGAGGCGCUCGUCCGGUUCCCGUCUUCAGUUGCUUAUCUGGAGCGCGAGGAUCUGAACUGGUUUAGGCUGAGUUUUUUGAUGUGUAGCCUGUAUUUGAAUGUUGAGACAUGAAGUGCUGCUGCUUUAAUCGCCCCCGUUCUGCUCUGGGAGGUUAUGGAGUUCACAGGCGGGUUUGAGGAGUCUUUUAUGGAAUUUGGGGGAUUGAAUGCUGAUGUGGAUUUGGGUGAGACUUAUUCUUGGGACGAGGUGAAGAGCAUGGGCCAGGAGUUGGAUGAAAGUAAGAUGUGUGUCGAAGACCAGGAUUCCCUUCCAUUCGACUCGAGAAAGGGGGUCAUUACUUCCGCUGGUGGUGAUAAUCUUUGUGAUGAGGGCGAUGCUAAGAGUGAAGUGUUGGAGGCAGAUAUUGAUAAGAAAUGCAACAGCCCCUCAAAGAGAGUGCACAAUGAAAUCAGUGAGGAGUAUUUAGUCAGCUCGGUUCCGAAAAGGAAGAAGAAUGUAGCGAGUUCCCCUGAUGAUGAGUUUGUGAGUGUGGUGGCCGAUUCAGAGGGAGGGAACAUGAGGAGGGACGAUGAUGUCAUCUUGUUGGAUCCGGAAGUUUAUAGGAAAGAGGUUCGCCGUCCUAGGAAGAGAGACCCCUUUUGCAGAAUGCUCGACUGGCUAAAUGGUGUUGCAAAAGACCCUUGUCAUCCUGCAGUUGGCUCUUUGCCCGAAAGGUCAAAGUGGAAAUCUCAAGGGAGUGAAGAGCUGUGGAAGCAAGUGUUGUUGGCUCGGGAGGCUAUUUCAAUCAAAAGACAUGACGAUGUAGCCAGUGAACCUCCAAAUUGGCAGAAAAUUCAGAAGAUGCAUCCGGUGAUGUAUGAGGUUCAUUAUGGAUCCAGCUACAAAUUUAGAGACAGGUCAAGAGGCAAGGCUAGGUCCUCUUCCGGGAAAGGGCUAUCUCCUGGCCAAGCCUGUUCUGACUCAUUCUCUUCGGGCACUCAAAGUAACUUGGAGAAAAGUCCCGAUCCACACAUGGCAAGGACAGAGGAUCACGGAGAUGGCAACAUAACUUCUGAUUACUCCACUGCAGAUUCAUUCUUUUGCAUGCGUGCCCAACAGAAAGUUCCUGUUGGCCCCCAAUUUCAAGCUAAAGUACCGGAAUGGGAUGAAGUGACUUCUGAAAGUGACUCCAAAUGGUCAGGGACUCGUAUCUGGCCACUGGAGAAAACUGAACACAGAAGUCUUAUUGAAAGAGAUCCAAUUGGGAAGGGAAGGCAAGAUUCAUGUGGUUGUCAAAUCCAAGGUUCGGCAGAAUGCAUAAGGUUUCACAUUGCUGAGAAAAGAAUGAAACUAAAACUUGAACUUGGUUCAGCAUUCUUCCGCUUGAAACUAGAUAAGAUGGGUGAGGAGGUGGAACUCUCUUGGACGGAGGAAGAACAGAACAGAUUUGCUGUCAUAGUGAAGUCCAACCCCCAGUCACAGUAUAAGUGCUUCUGGGAUCAUAUGUUCAAAGCUUUCCGCAACAAGAGCAGAGAGGAAUUAGUUAGCUACUAUUUCAAUGUCUUUCUUCUAAAGCGGAGGGCAUACCAGAAUAGAUUUACUCGAGACAGCAUUGACAGUGAUGAUGAUGAAUCUGAAACUAAUUUUGCUGCGAAAAGGGUUGAUAAACAGGAAAUCAAGCCUUCAAGCUCCAUCUUUUAUUCUCCUACAAAGCCAAAUGCAAAAUUUAGAUAGGAGCUUGGUCAGAAGGUAGCGAGUGCUUUUUCCAAGACGUGUAAAUUCUGGGCCUCCUUGCGAGUCGUAAUUUUGUUGCCGUUUCAUUCUGGAGAACAAGAAGUUUGAUUUUGAGCUCUUGGGUACAGAUAUUAUCACUCGAAAAUCUGGACAUUACUGGGCAACUUGACUGCCUAUUGGAAGGUAUAGUUGAUUUCAUCAUUGGCGACAAAGUAGGUUUCAGAGGUUUUUGAUGCUGAUUACGGUGAUUUUGGUUUCUUCGGCUUUCUGUCUUUAACAUACUUGCUGUUGAUUAAUCUAAACUGCAGAAGACUGGGUACAGGUACCGUCAGUUAACUUUUGCACUCUUCAAUUAUCUCUCUUUAUAAGUACUUUAGAUUUUGGACCAGAGAAGAUAGCCCUUUUUAGAUUAUAGAUGCUUGAUGGUCAUUGUUGGAGUAAUUAAAUUGAAUUCUGCAGCUCAUUUGGUUUCAGUACUGCCAAUUCUUUAGAUCCU